Messenger RNA from Dentiscutata heterogama, 267 nucleotides. The record is from the annotation of a GenBank genome assembly. NCBI's taxonomy places the organism in Eukaryota, Fungi, Glomeromycota, Glomeromycetes, Diversisporales, Gigasporaceae.
AAUCUUUAUUUUAUUAUAACUAAAAAAAUGGAAAAAAUUUGUGAAAUUGUACCUUCUCAAAAAGGAAUAGAUAAGAUUAAUGUCCGUGAUUAUUUAAUGGUGAAGGAACGAAGUUGGGAGGAUAAGUUCUAUUGGUGCUGUGAAAAAAGAAAAUCAAACGAAUGCAAAGAUCAUGCUACAACAAUACUUAUUAAUAAUUUAUAUCACCUUCAAAAAUUUAAUGAUCAUAAUCAUGCCCCACAAGCCAGCAGCGCCAAAGUUGCAUGA